GAACCUCAACAUCACAACCAAGACACCUUCGUCACCUCAUCCAACCCCUCCCACAAUCAAGAUGACUUUCGCCUGGAAGCAAGCUGGCCUCAGCUACAACAAGUACCUCUCGGUCGCCGCCCGCGUCGUCCGCAGAAGCUUGAAGGAGGAGCAGAGAGUCGCCGCUGAGCGCAGAGGCGUCUCUGAGCUGCGUUCCGCCAGAUGGGAGAACGGCAAGCAAGGCGAGGUCAAGAACGUCGCCGAUGCGAACGCAGAGGCCCAGGCCGCUGCCGGUAGCGCCUCGUCUUAGAUCCGACAUGUUUGAGUUAUGAGAUAGAAGGAUAGAGCGGUGGGAGGAUGUGGGAGAGCGUGGGCUUGUACAAAUGUAUUACACUCGAUACGAAUCUAUCGCCCAACAUUCUAAUAUCGACCGAACCAGUGUUUUUGGACAGCAGUGACAGCGGUUCUUCUCUGAUACAACGUGCCUGUGAUAUCCAGGACUGAGUGACAAUGUUCAAACGCUGCAACAGUUGGAAAGGCAACAAGACAAAUGCACACGCCCCGAGCCACAGCUUGACAACGAAUUAUAUCCUCCUCCGCAAUGCAUAGUUAUAUUUCCCAGAGAAUCUAUAUCAGACCCAAACU
Molecule: messenger RNA, 624 nt
Organism: Pseudogymnoascus destructans
Lineage: Eukaryota; Fungi; Ascomycota; Leotiomycetes; Thelebolales; Thelebolaceae
Exons: 3
Coding region: 62-289 (75 amino acids)
Biological process (GO): proton motive force-driven mitochondrial ATP synthesis
Cellular component (GO): mitochondrial inner membrane
Molecular function (GO): proton-transporting ATP synthase activity, rotational mechanism
Source: RefSeq, a predicted model, not a curated record